Messenger RNA from Malassezia vespertilionis, 927 nucleotides. RefSeq names its product lipoyl(octanoyl) transferase. The record is from RefSeq and is a predicted model, not a curated record. The transcript has 2 exons. Gene Ontology annotation, biological process: protein lipoylation. The coding region runs from base 1 to 927 and encodes 308 amino acids. Gene Ontology annotation, cellular component: mitochondrion. Lineage: Eukaryota; Fungi; Basidiomycota; Malasseziomycetes; Malasseziales; Malasseziaceae. Gene Ontology annotation, molecular function: lipoyl(octanoyl) transferase activity.
AUGUUUGCGUCGCGCAUAUUCCACGCCGCCAAGUUUGGCACGCCGUCGAUUGUGCGUCAGCCCCUUUGUGUAAGCCAUAUACCAUACUAUCUUCCGUAUGAACUUGGUCUGCAGCUGCAAGAGCACCUCGUUCAGCGCCGCUUGUCUGCGCGUGGCGAGCUGCGCAAAGCCGGCGUCAAGCUGAGCGCCGCAGCACCGAGCGAGCCAUUGUCUCGCGACCUGAAACAUGCACACGAGAUUGCGACGAUGGAUAUCAUGCUCCUCUUGCAGCAUCUCCCCGUGUUCACCUACGGUCGCCGCAGCGAUCCACAGGCAGAGCCAGGCGUCCAACACACGCUACCUGCCCAAGUCAUCCAGACGCGGCGCGGCGGCUUGAUGACCUACCAUGGCCCGGGACAACUAAUCGGCUAUCCCAUUGUCGAUGUCGGCGCGAUGCAAGUCUCUGCGCAAUGCUACGUUGCAUGGCUCCAACGCGCCUUGCGCAACACGCUUGCGGCUAAUCCACUGUGCAUUUCUACGCAAGACCCGCCCACCGUCGAGCCUAAGUACGCGGGCGUGUGGAUUAACAGCAAGAGCAAGAUUGGGUCGAUUGGCGUACACAUCCGACACCGUCUCACCUCGCACGGAUUCUCCCUCAAUGUCCACGAGGACUCUUUGAGUGGAUUUAAAAAGAUCACCGCAUGCGGUCUGUCGGAUGUACGCAUGACGUGCAUCGAUGAGCAAGUGCUCCAGUCUGGGCGAAUUCCCGACGUGCCGCUCUCAAAAGUUGCAGAAUUGGCCGCUGCUGAGUUCGGCAAUGCGUUGGGUCGGAAGAUUGUGCCUGUGGAUGACAGUCUAAUCACCUAUGUACCAAGUGUAAACGAGCACGGGCAACAGUACGUCGACCACAUUCUCGUCGACGGCCACAAAAUCGUGCCUGCGUUGUAG